Camellia sinensis is the source of this 1191-nucleotide messenger RNA. RefSeq lists its product as uncharacterized. Gene Ontology annotation, molecular function: nucleic acid binding; zinc ion binding. NCBI's taxonomy places the organism in Eukaryota, Viridiplantae, Streptophyta, Magnoliopsida, Ericales, Theaceae. The record is from RefSeq and is a predicted model, not a curated record.
CUCUCCCUAACUCUGCACCCACAAUUAGCUCAAGGUCGACAGUUACCAAGGCAUCACACCAGGGAGGAGGCAGCGGCUGUGGUGGUGGUGGUGGUGGUGGUGUUUUUGCAGAUCGGUGGUGCUUUUGUCAAUUGCAAUAGUUUUGAAUAUGAGCUCGGACAGCAGGAGCAGGAGCAGGAGCCCAAUGGAUCGCAAGAUCCGUACUGUACGGCAUUCGUAUCGUGAUGCACCUUACAGGAGGGAUCGGCGGGGUUUCAGCCAGAGCAAUUUGUGCAAAAACUGCAAACAGCCAGGUCAUUAUGCCAGAGAAUGCCCUAAUGUGGCAAUCUGUCACAAUUGUGGUUUUCCAGGGCAUAUUGCAUCAGAAUGCACCACGAAAUCGCUCUGUUGGAACUGUCGUGAACCUGGUCACAUGGCUGGGAACUGUCCAAACGAGGGCAUCUGCCACACCUGUGGCAAGACAGGACACCGUGCUAGAGACUGCACAGCUCCCCCAGUGCCACCUGGCGACAUGAGGUUGUGCAAUAACUGCUUCAAGCAAGGUCACAUUGCCGUUGACUGUACAAAUGACAAGGCGUGCAAGAACUGCAGGAAAACAGGUCACCUUGCUCGUGAAUGUCAGAAUGAACCCGUCUGCAACUUGUGUAAUGUUUCUGGUCAUGUGGCUAGAGAAUGCCCCAAGUCCAAUGCUAUUGAAGAGAGGGGUGGUGGGCCUCGUAUUGGUGGUUAUCGAGACAUUAUAUGCCGGAGUUGCCAGCAGCCUGGUCAUAUGAGCCGAGAUUGCAUGGGGGGCCCUUUGAUGAUCUGUCACAAUUGUGGGGGUAGAGGACACCUUGCAUUCGAGUGCCCCUCAGGAAGGUUCAUGGACCGCUUUCCCAGGAGAUACUGAUUGGUGAAAGUAAUUUUAUGCUUUUUCACUUAAGGAUUACUAGUAUUUGCUUAUUUGGUUUUCAGAAUAACUGGGUGUUAGUUUGGUUGAAACCUCCUAUUUAUGAGUUGAAUUUUCAGAACUUUUAUAGUUUUUGCUGAAAACGAGUUGGAACAUUUGAUGUUAACUAGUUAUGGAUUUGUUUGUACUUGAACAGUUCGUAAUUCUGUAGCCUGCAGGUGAAGCAGCCGUAUGGUAACUAUGAUAGCUGAUGAUGAAAUUACCUCAGGCACAAUUUGUUUUGUUGGGUCUUUUGUGAAUUU